GCUCCGCGCUAAUAACACACCGGGCUGGCUCACAAGUUUGCAGAGUUGUCUUUGAGAGCCGUGGGGACAGAGCUACAAACUCAGAGCGCGGACCAGACGAACCAAGAGGCACCUGCGUGAAAAAACGACUUUCACUUUAUUCGUAUAGCAAAACUUUUUUGUUGAUUGUCGGUGCAACUUCUUCUUUAUAAGACUGGUCAGUAUAUACUCCUCUACCUCUUGAUCGUGGUGUUUUUUUUUACUUUUGUAUUUCGCUUUUACUUAAUAACGCGUGAAGAUUCAGUGAAGAUUUAAAAAAUGUAUAACAUGAUGGAAACCGAGCUGAAGACCCCGCUGCCGCAGUCCAACUCGGGCUCCGCGGGCUCCAAGAACAACAGUGCCAACGACCAGGACCGGGUGAAGCGACCCAUGAACGCCUUCAUGGUGUGGUCCCGCGGGCAGCGCAGAAAGAUGGCGCAGGAGAACCCCAAAAUGCACAACUCGGAGAUCAGCAAGCGCCUCGGAGCCGACUGGAAACUUUUGACGGACGCCGAGAAGAGGCCGUUCAUCGACGAGGCCAAGCGCCUGCGCGCCAUGCACAUGAAGGAACAUCCGGAUUACAAAUACCGUCCCCGCAGGAAGACCAAGACCCUGCUCAAGAAAGACAAGUAUUCUUUGCCCGGGGGGCUCCUGGCGCCCGGCUCCAACGUGGUCAACAACGCCGUGUCGGUGGGCCAGCGCAUGGACAGUUACGCGCACAUGAACGGCUGGACGAACAGCGCGUACUCCCUCAUGCAGGACCAGCUGGCCUACCCGCAGCACCACAGCAUGAACAGCCCGCAGAUCCAGCAGAUGCACCGCUACGAGAUGGCCGGACUCCAGUACCCCAUGAUGUCCUCAGCCCAGAGCUACAUGAACGCGGCGUCCACGUACAGCAUGUCCCCGGCGUACACGCAGCAGGGCUCCGGCGCCAUGGGCCUGGGCUCCAUGUCGGGCGUGUGCAAGACGGAGCCCAGCUCCCCGCCGCCGGCCAUCACGUCCCACUCUCAGCGGGCGUGUUUGGGGGACCUGAGGGACAUGAUCAGCAUGUACCUGCCGCCCGGCGGAGACAGCAGCGCGGAGCACUCCUCCCUGCAGGGUAGCCGGUUACACAGCGUACACCCGCACUACCAGACGGCCGGCACGGGAGUCAACGGGACGCUACCGCUGACCCACAUCUGAAGAACUCUCUGCCACAUCGCACACAUACACACAUACAUAUACACACGCACCACAUACACAAUAAAAAUAGAAAUAGAGAAAGACUUUGAAACUAAAAAAGAAAUAAAAAAGUACUUCGGAUACUUGAACUUUUUUUUGGUUGCUAAAGAACCGACGUUCGGUAGUUUGGUUGGAGAAACGAUUUUUCAUUUGAUCUGAAUAAGUUGUAAAGUUGAAAAGCAUUUUAAGACAUAUCAUGGUCUGAGACUGAACGUUAAGGCCACUAGUAGACGGCAUGGCGAGGCUUUUUAUCAUGAGUAGAAAGCAAUCCACUUUGUGUAGAAGAAUUGGACUUCUAUAUUUUAAAUAAUGCCAUAUUUUCUCUGUAUGAAAAGAAGGGCAUGUGGCCUCGUGACGAGGCUGUUGUAUUUCAGAAACAGAUGGAUGGAGUGUUGCUUCAUAUUCAUAAAUGUUUACACUUAAUUUGUAGAAUGUUUGUUGUGUCCUGGCUGUGUCCCAAAUUGUGUAGUUUUCUCCCCGCACCCCCCUCCCCCCUCCCCCCAUCCCACCUCUGGGUUUGAUGAUGAAAUGUUAAGACUGUGCCGGUCGCAAGCAUAUGCGUUUUAUUUAUAGUAAGAUGUUUUGGAGCUUGUUUGACCCUAUUUGUUUGUCACGUGAAAAUAUUCUAUUUUGUUUUGUGAAGUUUUCUGUCGUGUGAUGAUGGUGUCCCGUUUACUCAUAUCAUCCAUGAAAAGGUUUUAUUUAAACUGACUGUUUCUACUUAUUUCAAGACCAUCCUCUAUUCUUAAAAUAAAUUUGUACGAAACACAA
Gadus morhua (Atlantic cod) is the source of this 2010-nucleotide messenger RNA. RefSeq names its product SRY-box transcription factor 3 (gene sox3). Gene Ontology annotation, molecular function: RNA polymerase II cis-regulatory region sequence-specific DNA binding; DNA-binding transcription activator activity, RNA polymerase II-specific. The transcript has a single exon. Gene Ontology annotation, biological process: neuron differentiation; brain development; negative regulation of transcription by RNA polymerase II. The coding region runs from base 298 to 1200 and encodes 300 amino acids. Gene Ontology annotation, cellular component: nucleus. Lineage: Eukaryota; Metazoa; Chordata; Actinopteri; Gadiformes; Gadidae. The record is from RefSeq and is a predicted model, not a curated record.